AGACAGGAAGCUACCACACGGAUCCCAUUAAAUAAAAGGAGACAACACUCUGUAUUGGAACAGAAAAAAAAACGUACUUUCUGUCAAAAAUACGCCAGUAUCAAAUGUCAUUCGGAGCUGUCAAAUUCAAUGAUUACUUGUGUUUUUUAGUAAGAAUUUGAGUUUGAGUCGGCAUUAAUUAUUUAAAAAAAUGUCUUCAGGUUUUACUAAUUUUGCUGCACAAAAUGGUCCAGACGACUGGAGGGAUGCCGCCCACAGUACUGGAACUUCUAUAAUGGCAGCAGAAUUUGAUGGCGGUGUUGUUAUAGGAGCUGAUUCUCGAACAACUACAGGGGCGUAUAUUGCGAAUAGAGUAGCAGAUAAAUUAACGAAAAUAACUGAUCAUAUUUACUGUUGUCGUUCUGGAUCUGCUGCUGACACCCAAGCUAUUGCUGAUAUUGUAGCAUAUCACUUAAAUUUCCAUGGUAUGGAAUUGGGUGAGGAACCUCUUGUAGAAGUAGGAGCAGCAAUCUUCAAGGAACUUUGCUACAACUACAGAGAUUCGUUAAUGGCUGGAAUACUCGUAGCAGGUUGGGACAAGAAAAAAGGUGGUCAAGUCUAUUCCAUACCCAUUGGUGGAAUGUGCGUUAGACAAGAAGUUUCUAUUGGAGGUUCUGGUUCCAGCUAUGUUUAUGGUUAUGUAGAUGCUAACUUUAAACCUGGAAUGUCAAAGGAAGACUGCGUUAAGUUUGUUUCAAAUACUUUGGCUCUAGCAAUGUCUAGAGAUGGUUCAUCUGGAGGUGUUGUCAGAAUAGGAAUUAUAACUGAAAAAGGUAUAGAACGUAGGGUUAUUUUAGGUAAUGAGUUGCCCAAAUUCUAUGAGGGUUAAGUAAUUUGUACACAUUUGGUAUUUUUUGAUAAAUUAUAGAUUAUUCAAUAUCUGUC
Messenger RNA from Psylliodes chrysocephalus, 924 nucleotides. Lineage: Eukaryota; Metazoa; Arthropoda; Insecta; Coleoptera; Chrysomelidae. The record is from the annotation of a GenBank genome assembly.